UUCUCUUCUUCUCUGUUUUGUAUCUUUUUCUUUUUUUUUUGGGAAAGUUUGUUUAAUGGAAAAUCUAAGUGUAAUUUAAUUUAAGGGUUUGCUUAUUCUCUUAUUAGAGAUCAAUCCCAGAGGAAUCACUGGAGCUAUGGCUGUUGAAGAGAGCAAUAACAAAGAAAGCAAAGAGCAUCAAGAGAUAGAGCUUCAUAGGAACGACUUAGGCCUCGAGGAUUCAUCAUCUCCCAGAGGUGUACUCGGAAACGCAGCUAUGGCUUCUGAUUCCGACAACAACAGCAGCAAUUACAGUAGCUGUAGCUCUUGCUCCUCUGAUGAUAAAUCAUCUGCGUCCUCACCGUUUUCGACUACUCCUAAAAACGUUUCGUCUUCUUACCAUGGUCUUCAAUGGAACAGAAUGAUUGAAUCUAUCAAGAAGAAGUCCAUGAGACGAUUCUCUGUCAUUCCUCUCCUCGCAAGUUACGAACUUACCCGUAAAAACUUGCGGCGUAAGCAACCAGCAAAGUUCUCUCCCUCUGAUAAUAGUAGUUUCCCCAGCGAAGCUUUCUUCAUGGCUAAACCUUCUUGGAGGAACUUCACUUACGAAGAGCUCGCUGCAGCCACCGAUUAUUUCAAUCCUGAGAACAUGAUUGGGAAAGGAGGACAUGCGGAGGUAUACAAAGGGGUUUUGGCUGAUGGUGAGACGGUGGCGAUCAAGAAGCUGAUGAGUCACGCCAAGGAAGAAGAAGAAAGAGUGAGCGAUUUCCUUUCAGAGCUUGGUAUAAUUGCACAUGUAAACCACCCAAACGCAGCUCGGCUUCGCGGUUUCAGCAGUGAUCGCGGUUUGCAUUUUGUGCUUGAGUACUCUCCCCAUGGCAGCCUUGCUUCUAUGCUCUUUGGAUCAGAGGAGUGUCUUGAGUGGAAGAUAAGGUACAAAGUGGCUCUAGGUAUAGCUGAUGGUCUGAGUUAUCUUCACAAUGCUUGUCCAAGACGGAUCAUUCACCGUGACAUCAAAGCUUCUAACAUAUUGCUCAACCAAGAUUAUGAAGCUCAGAUUUCGGAUUUCGGACUUGCAAAAUGGCUCCCAGAGAACUGGCCUCAUCAUGUUGUAUUCCCCAUCGAAGGCACAUUCGGGUAUCUAGCUCCAGAGUACUUUAUGCACGGCAUUGUUGAUGAGAAGAUAGAUGUGUUUGCAUUUGGGGUAUUGCUUCUAGAGAUCAUAACUAGUCGCCGAGCUGUAGAUACAGCAAGCAGGCAGAGCAUUGUAGCAUGGGCAAAACCUUUUCUUGAGAAGAAUAGCAUGGAGGACAUUGUGGAUCCUCGGCUAGGAAAUGAGUUUGAUCCAACAGAGAUGCAACGGGUGAUGCUAGCAGCUUCAAUGUGCAUACAUCAUAUAGCCGCUAUGCGACCUGACAUGAUUCGGUUAGUGCAGCUGUUGCGUGGAGAAGACGGGCCAUUUGAGCUGCAGCAUAAGGCAUGUGAAAGAACAGUGAGUGUGAAUGCAUGCGACCUACAAGAUCACACCUCUUCCUCAUACCUUAAUGAACUCACCCGACAUAGGCAACUCUUGAUGGAGUGAGUAGAAGCAAUCAAACCAACAUAGUCCCUAAUAACAGAGCCAUCUACAGAAGAAACAAGAAGAGUUGUUUUAUCUUCUUUCUUUUUAGAUUUGUCUUUUUCUUAACUCAGUUUUGUGCUUGUUUAUUCUCUCCAUUGGUUGCGUUUUUCUCUUCAACCAAACUGUGAAUAUCUUGAACAUGUGUCUUUUCUUAUGUUGUUCUGCCGAAC
Molecule: messenger RNA, 1770 nt
Organism: Capsella rubella
Lineage: Eukaryota; Viridiplantae; Streptophyta; Magnoliopsida; Brassicales; Brassicaceae
Product: receptor-like cytosolic serine/threonine-protein kinase RBK1
Exons: 8
Coding region: 137-1561 (474 amino acids)
Biological process (GO): protein phosphorylation
Molecular function (GO): ATP binding; protein kinase activity
Source: RefSeq, a predicted model, not a curated record